Racocetra fulgida is the source of this 291-nucleotide messenger RNA. The record is from the annotation of a GenBank genome assembly. Lineage: Eukaryota; Fungi; Glomeromycota; Glomeromycetes; Diversisporales; Gigasporaceae.
AUGUUAGAAUACGACCCUAUAACGCGCAUCACUGCUGAGGAUGCUUUGAAGCAUCCUUAUUUUGAAGAAGAUCCUAUUCCAUCCAUGGAUUCUUUCGACGGACAACCAUUUCAAUACCCUUCAAGGAGCGUUAAACAUGACGAUAAUGAUAUGAAGGCACCACCAGCAGCAGCUAAUGCAAGUACUGCUACACAGGGCCAAGCAGGGGCAUCACAAGGUGGAGUAGGCGCGGGACGAAAGCACGCUCAUUCUGGAAAAGAUGAAGGAAGAAAUAAUAAGAGGCGAGGCUAG